This is a messenger RNA of Vitrella brassicaformis, 2758 nucleotides long. The record is from the annotation of a GenBank genome assembly. Lineage: Eukaryota; Vitrellaceae.
UCAUUUCACAUUGAAGAAGCCAACAGUCGGAUUGGCCAGAUCCAUCGUCAAGAGGACCACGGUAAGGAAGAACAGCGUCCGAAGACAGCCCUGCAGGCCACACAGCACAGACAAGCAACACACACAAAUCCACACAUCUAACAUCGAUGGAUCAUGCUCACCUCUGUCUUCUCGAUCCCGUUUUUUGUCCAGGUGGAGAACAGCUGCGCCUGUCUGUGUGUCGGCUUCUUCCUCGUCAGACCCACCUGCCUCACCACCGGCAGACUCUCAAACGGCGCCUUGAGACGCGGCGCCGACAGCAGCUGCUGCAACCCCUCUCGACCCUCGCUCGCCUGCGCCAAGAUGGCGUCCACGUCGAUGGCGUCGUAAUACCGCUCGUCCAGCACAAAGUCGAUCGACGAUUUCUUGGGCGCAGGGCGAACGUCGCUCCGCCGCCUCUCUUCUUGCUCGUCCUCUUCCUCGUCCGACGAAGGGGUCUCCUCCGGUUUGCUUGGCUGUAUGUGUAUUUCCGGCGGCGGGAGUGACUCGGUAAGUGACUCUCCGCGGAAUGAUGCGAGGUCUGAGAGGCUGGCGCGGCCGUCGGCGAGGCCGCAGUAGUGGUACAAGACGAAGUCAUCGAUCACAGGCAAAGGGGGCGUCAGCCUGAAAGUGACUCAGGUUAGAGGGUGUGUGGCGGUGUGUGGUCGACUCACUCACUCACUCAUUCACUCAUUCACUCAUUCAUUUGCUCUCCCUACCGGCUGAGGAUGCGGUUCAUUCUCCACCAGAGCAAUACGACGGCCACCGAUUGGAGCGGGCACAGGAGGGCGAGGAGAAAGGUGAACUGACUGCACGCACAAUCAGCCAACGAACACAGAGACACGUCUGUGGAUGUGUCCUGCCCCCUCGCAGAUCUAUCGUGCGGUCGUUUGGUCACCGUGAUGUCCUCAGAAAGCUGUUGAACGAGAGGACGAACCCAAACACAAUCGCUAUCACCGCCAACAUCGCCCAGAAGAGGACGGGCACACGGAUGCACGUCAGCAGCACGGCUGUGAGACGCCGCGAGAGGUACUCGCUGAAACAAAACCUGAGAUGUGCGCACACCAGGCAGACGACAGACAGAAUGUGACUUGCCGCGUGCACGAAUCUGCCUUGCGUACCUGUCAGGGUGCGGCACAGCGCUUUGGAAGGGGUUGCGGGUGUAGACGAAGCGAUGCCUGCGGGCCCAAUAUGUGAGCAUGAAGUUCGCCUCCCGCUUUUCACGCCAGCUCAUCCCAUGACGCCCGUCGCGCACUUGACCAGGUCGGUGGGCGCUGUGUCCUCAGCGCCCUUCCACCGACGCACCACCCGAGUCACAGCGUGAUGAAGGACAAACACGCACACCUGUUGUUCCCCACACAAUGAGAACACAGACACACUCACACACAGACACACACACACACACAAGUACUGCGGACCGCGUUCGGGUGUGCAUGUGUUGUGUUGGGUUUGUGUGUGUGCUUGCCACGUAUACGAGAACUCCGACAAAGAUGGUCUUGUGUACUUUUUCGCCCCAAUGCAGGAGCGUCGCGUGUUGGCUCACAUUCGGGCCCUCCCCAAAGGAUAUCUUCUCGCCUGCAGCAUCCCCCAACAUACGAAUGCCAGGCUGUCCAUACAUACAUGAGUGUGUCUUUUUUCCCACCUGUUACUGUCUCCAGGUCUCUUCUUAUUCUCCUUUCGUAGAAGUCGAACACGCCCAUGGCCACGACGCCCCUUAUGGCGAUGGAGACGAAACACAGGUUCGACACUUCUCGGAACACCACCCCCAUCAACUGCGCAAACCCCUUCUGUCUCUCAAAGCGGCUGGUGAGGCGCUCAAAGCCGAUGGACAGCAGCAGCAGCGUUGCAAACGCCCCACUUACCAUGGCAUAAUGCCUGCACACCGCGACAAAAACCCAGACAGGCGCAUAGAUCGGGAGGAUCAUGGCCGUUUCGGUUGUGUCGGUUGUGUCGGUUGUGUUUGUGUGCGGUACCUUUCGGCCAGCGGGUCAUUCAGCUCCUCGAUCUCCUCCUGUGUGAGUUCGCGGAGGUGGCGGCUGAUGAGAUUGGACUGAUCAUCGAAGUCUAUCGGCGGAGGCACCAGCGCCCGUCCCCCUUGGCCACUGUCGUACUGAGCUGCAUCGACACACGAACAUGCUGCAACAACGACCAACCACGCAAAGAACGUUGGACGCUUCAUGGCUGGUUGGCCGGGGGAACAGCUGAAGCGAACUGGCGCGCAGAAUGUGGGAAAAGGCCAGACGAGACGCCCCCAAGCUGCCCCCAAGUCUCAAGCCGCUGCAUGCAACCGGGAGGAAGGAGAGAGGAGAGAGGACGACAGGAUACCAGACACAAGCGAGCCACCCUGAUUUGUGUGUGUGUUUCAUGGCGUGACCGGUCUGCCCUCUCCAUAAGCAUGCUUGAGUACAAUGUGGCUCAUUCCCCCGAGUGAGCGAGAAGGUGUUGUGUUGUAUGCAUAUAUCCCUUUCCUUGCCCGACCAAACCGAUCAGGGCCACCAGCGCCUUCAGUGUCACCAUCUGACGGGGAAAGGAGAGAAAUCGUCCAUCGAUUUAUCCUGAACCACUGGCAUGGUUGCGCAUCACAUGAUUGUACGCGCGGGAUUCUGAACUUGAGCACCGACAGAUAUCGAUGGGCCUCGCCGCGAACGCGGCUCGACGAACGGUUACGAGGGGGGAGGGGCCCCCGAGGAAUGGGAGGCGAUCGGGAAGGGACACCAGGCAAAAUGUCGCACCGAAGUCG